CCCCCGGCAGAAGAACAUAAGUUAUUUAACAUCAUAAACGUACGGACGGAAGAGGUUUUACGGUUACGAACGCCGACUAGCCGUAAGAAUAUCCGGUACCGGGUACAGCAGGCCGUAGGAGCGAGGAAAGAGAAGGAGUUAAUUAAGAUAGUCGCGCAAGAGGCGAGGCGGGCGGUACAGCAGUUAUAUCCCAGCAAUAAUAGCGGGAAAGUCGUUAUUUACACUAAUAGUACCGCCCGGACAGAGAAGUUAGCGGCAGAGUUAGGGUAUAAGGCGUACUACGGAUAG
Aplosporella prunicola CBS 121167 is the source of this 288-nucleotide messenger RNA. RefSeq lists its product as uncharacterized. The transcript has a single exon. NCBI's taxonomy places the organism in Eukaryota, Fungi, Ascomycota, Dothideomycetes, Botryosphaeriales, Aplosporellaceae. The annotation marks the transcript as partial. The record is from RefSeq and is a predicted model, not a curated record.